CAUCUUGUGUCUCAUGGGGCUGUGCUAUAUUAGCAAGAGCAUUAUUUAGAUAUGUUCUUGUUCAUCUAAUUGGAGUGUUGCAUGUAAUUUUUAUGGAUUGAGUUACUAGUUUAUCACAUGUUCUGACCGUGGUCUGUAACUAUCCUUAUGCACACGUUUACACUGUUUCAGAUAAUAAAUGUGUACAAUCAAGAAUAUGAGAGUGCAGCAGCAGUUUGGCCAAGUGUUCAUGGACGUAUAAUCACAGCAUUGAUCAUAUCACAGCUCCUCCUUGGAUUGCUUAGCACAAAAGGCGCUGGCCAGUCAACUCCGGUGCUCCUUCUUCUUCCAGUUGUAACCUUUUAUUUCCACAAGUAUUGCAAGAAUCGCUAUGAACCUACUUUUGUGAAAUGCCCGUUACAGGAGGCAAUGAAGAAGGAUACCCUAGAACGUGCAAGAGAGCCAGGAUUUGAUCUCAAAGGAUAUCUGAUGAAUGCCUACAUCCACCCAGCUUUUAAAGGUGACGACGACGAUGAGAAGUUCUCAAUUGCCGAUGAACCAGAGGCAGAGCAAGUCCUGGUGGCAACCAAGCGGCAAUCUAGGAGGAACACCCCUGUCCCUAGUAAAUACAAUGGCUCGGAUUCACCUUCUCUGCCUGAAAUUGUAAAUGAUCAGCGGCUGUAGAAAGUUCUGCAGUUUUCCAUUGUAUAUUAAGUGAAGGGCACAAUAAUGCUUUUGAGUACCUCUAGUUUAUACAAAUAAGGAGUAAUGGCCAAUAUAUAUUUUUGCAUGUAUGGUUCUUUUGCCUGGUGUGUUCUACCUAUUCCCGUGAAUUCUUCACUCGUGAAGUUGUUGCUGGGAUAUAGGAUGCAACUGAAAUUCGGAUACUCUAUUGUUUCUGAGGACGGUUCAGUUUAGUUUGCUCCAUGGAUGUUGCUGUCCUUUCGCACCA
This is a messenger RNA of Panicum hallii, 931 nucleotides long. Its product is annotated as protein OSCA1-like. Gene Ontology annotation, molecular function: calcium-activated cation channel activity. NCBI's taxonomy places the organism in Eukaryota, Viridiplantae, Streptophyta, Magnoliopsida, Poales, Poaceae. The coding region runs from base 148 to 663 and encodes 171 amino acids. The transcript has 2 exons. The record is from RefSeq and is a predicted model, not a curated record. Gene Ontology annotation, cellular component: plasma membrane.